Adelges cooleyi (spruce gall adelgid) is the source of this 816-nucleotide messenger RNA. RefSeq lists its product as uncharacterized. The record is from RefSeq and is a predicted model, not a curated record. The coding region runs from base 139 to 468 and encodes 109 amino acids. NCBI's taxonomy places the organism in Eukaryota, Metazoa, Arthropoda, Insecta, Hemiptera, Adelgidae. The transcript is spliced from 11 exons.
ACAGGUCACAAUAAAAUCACUAAAAAAUUGUUCGUUUAACAAGCCAAUUAAAUUGAACUUUUUCAAGUCGAUCAUUCAAAUACGAUAUUGUAUAAGACUUCAAACAUUAUAAAUAUGAAAUUUUUAUAAGUUAUAACAAUGUCAUUUGCUUUGGUGAACGUUUUGGUAGCUCAUAUAGAUAGCUAUUAUCGAGAGGUGGUUGAUACAAACGCAGACAUCAAGUGUGCAGGAGACUUUAUGUGGGAAGCAAUAAGAUUCAUCAUUUCCCUUAAUAAAUAUUCGAUGGAGGAACUGGCAUUUAUGUUGGCAGUACCUGAGCUAGCAGACAGGCACUCACCGAGAAAUAAAAAUUGCCAGAUUGAAGUGCGAGAACAUAUAUUGAGUGCAGUAGGUAUCAGCGCAUGUGUAAUGUUUAAAGACGAUUUGGAUUGUAACGUUGAUCUGUCAUUUUAUGGAAAUAAAAGAUGAGAAAUGAUUUUAAAGGCUAUCAAAAAAUUAAUUCAAUCUCAACAAAGAGGAGACAUACAAGAAUUCGAAAAUUUUUCAAACACGUGUUGUUUAAUAGGAUUGUUCAGAAGCGUAAAAUUUCCAGAUUCAUAUGUAAGGUAUGCUAAUGUCGAAAUGAUGGAAAUUGUUCUCUAGAAACUAUAAAUGGGACGACCACCGUAUACAAAUCCUUUGGUGGCAUAAUUUGGCAAAUAAACGAAAAUAAAUCUCCAAAACAGCCAAUAGUUGAUCAGUUUCAAUAAUUUGGACCUAUUAUUUGGAUAACUUUUUUUAUAGUAUUGUUGUUGUUAUAUUUAAAUACAUUUUACA